CGCCACUAUUCAGAUCUCAACCGCCCGCUCAUAAUUCUUCAUCGUCUUCUUCGCGAAACAUUCUCAAGCAAUCGCAAGAACCCUAGGCCUUUCUUUCUCAAAUUUUCACCCAAAUUUCUGAGAAAAUGAAGGUUGUCGGAGCAAAUAUUCAUUUCCAGAAGCUAGAGGCCAAGUGCUCUUCAUCGACAUUCUUUCAAAGCUAUAUGGAGAUGAUAGCUGCUCAAGAACUCUCCGAAUUUCUUAAAAUGGAGAUUCACCUAAAAUUUGAAGAAGAAGUUCUUGAAUUCUACAGGAAUGGAGAAAUCAAGACUGCAAAAUCAAAGAAGAACCCACAGAGGACGUUUCCAGUCAUCAAAUCCUCUGUUGGAGGCACAAAAGUGAAGAUUUCGCAGAAGAAAUUGGGGGAAAAGCUUCGCCUUCCCAAUUCUGGAGUUGAAGUUGGAAAACUUCCAGUCAAAAAUUUGGACUGGAAUGUCAUUGGAAUCUCUGGACAAAUUUCUUCUAGUCAAGCGAAGAAAGCAGACCUGAACAACGACUACAAGUUGGUCUUGGAACUGGUCAUCGCCUGCCUCGAGUGUGGAAGUGGAGGUCAUGCAGAUGACAUCACCCAGGAGAGAGCCUUCAUCAUCAAUGCUCUCAUUACCAAAACAAAGGUAAACUGGGCUGCACACUUCUUCAAUUCCAUCUCAAAACAUCUGGGAAAGCCCAACCAGAAUUAUCUUUGUCAAGGUCUUUAUGUUGGACACAUUUUGGAGUCUAUGGGUGCUGCUUCUAAAGGGAAGAAAUAUGGAGAAAGAUAUUGGUUAUACUAUCUGUCUUCAAAAGGGGAAAACAGAGCUAGUGCCAGCGCCACUGCAGAAGAAAGCUCUUCAGACAACGUACUACUCAUCCAUAUGGCAAAGACUGCCAAGAGAAAGCAAGUGGUGUCCCCCUCUCCAAGCAUUGAAGCACCACAGAACCUUACCUUGGCAUGUUUGGAAGAAGAAGAAGAAAUCUCUGACCAUGGAGAACUUCAAAGGAAGAAGAAGAGGAAAAUCAACUCUCCGUCUGCAGCUGGAAAUGUCAAUCCGGAAGAGUUGAAGGAGAAGGAGCCUACUGAGGAAACCUCUGUUCAAAACCGGAGUCCUCAACAAUUUGAAGAAGAAGAAACUCCUCAAGUCCCAAGCAUUCCAACUCCCUCCUCUCAGCCUCAUACAGAUAAUGCUGAUAACAAAUUCUGGCAGCUCUACUAUAAUUGGAGAGCUUGGAAAGUUGGAAAUUCAGAAGAGCAACUGUUGGAUUGGGACCAACAGCUGAAGAAUGAGAAGGUAAUUAAGAGGUGCCUUGGUAUUCCAGACAACCAUAACUGUGAAGAUAUUUUGAAUGAUUUCUGGGUAUGGCAAAGAGACUCGGAAGAUCUGCAUAUGGAGUACCUGGCCACCACACCAGCCUCAGACUGUGAAGCAGAUGAUGAAGACACUGCUGUCUUCAAGCCAGUCUUCUCCAGAGCCCCAGAAGAACAGGUAGUUCUCACCGCUGAAGAAAUAGCUGUUUUAGAAGCAACAGCUGAGGAUUUCCCUAUUUUUCCGGAAACCUCACCUGCUUCUAAAAUGGUUCUGACUGAAGAGAAAACAGCCUCUCCUCCACAAGAGCAGAACAAGGAAACUACUGAAGAAGAAGAAUUUCAGCAGCUAAUCCAAUCUCAAGUUUUAGAGAUCCUCACAACUCCUUGUGAGAUCUCCAACCAGCCAGAACUUGAGAUUCCGGAGAAGUCAGCAGCAAUUCUGGAACAGUCAACUAUUCCAGAAACAAUAGCGCAAGCUGUUGAAGUACAAAGGCAUUCUGAAGAAGCUGAUAAGGAAGCUCAAAUGGCAGAAGUGGAGGUCUCUCAAACUCCAGCAGCCAUCUUUGAAGAACAGAAUGCACAUGAAGAAAGAGACUCCCUCUCUAGGGACAUAUCAAACUUUGUCCCUGAUGAAGCAGUAGGAAUAUCUGAGAGGACACUGAAGGUCCCUGAUGAAGAAGAUGAACAAGAUGAUGCUGAAUCUCUUCCUUUGCAACUCUUCCAAAGGACUUCAUCAUCUCAUCAGGUAACCAACUUCCAUUUUCAUAGCUCUUCAACCCCUACCCUUCCGGAUGAGAUACCGGAAGUCUGGACAAAGAAGGUCCAAGGGCUGAUUGAAUCUGCCCUAGCAUCUCAACAUGCCUCCUUUAGGCAAGAGAUAGAGCAAAUGGAAGCUAAGUACACACAACUGCUAGAGAAAUCAGAAGAAAAACAUAGCGCUGAUCUCAAGGAGAUAAGUAAAUCUGUAGACAAGACUCUAGAGAUCAUCUCUCUAUUGAGCAAAACUGUGAGUAAUACAAUGGAAGUAUACACCUCUGACAGUCAAAUGCAAUUCAAAGAAUUCCACAAAGUCAAUGAACAAAUAGCCAGUGUCACAAUCAGUCUACAAAAGCAGAUGUCCCUUCUCCAAAUGGACAUCAGAUCAGCCCUAGCAGUAGCUUCAGCGAACCAGGUAGUAGUCAAAGACUACUUGAAGGUGAUUAUUGACAAUCAAAAGGAAGCACACAAGCUGUUCAGACUCAUUGGUGCACACACUGGGAACCGAAAGAUGGAAGUGAUUCUGCAACAACACAAUCCAUCUCCCAUACCCCAGCUACCCAUUGCAGUCAACGAAGGAGAAGCAUCCUAUAUCCCUUCUCAUCUGAACAUGACCAAUCUGAUUCUUGGAGCACAGCAAAGGAAUCCGGAAAGCUCAGCUCAGCAUCUAUCCAGCUCAGGACUAGAUGGAACAGAAUUUAUAGGUGCAGUUGCUGACCACUUCUCAGAUGAUGCACAAGCAGAGGAAAGGCGUGAGAAUUUAAGGCGCAUCAAAGAACUCUGUGGAAACAUGCAAGGCAUCAGUGAGGUUGCCGGAUCUUCCAAGCGCAAGAGGAACUGAAGGUUUAUUUCAUCAAACCAGGGGGAAAGGGGAAUGUAAUUCAGGGGGAACUUUACUAUUGGUAACUAGUUUUUGUUGG
Cuscuta campestris is the source of this 3000-nucleotide messenger RNA. Lineage: Eukaryota; Viridiplantae; Streptophyta; Magnoliopsida; Solanales; Convolvulaceae. The record is from the annotation of a GenBank genome assembly.